AGGGGGGGUAAUUCCUCAAAGGAACAGGAAGCUCAUCACUCUCAUAACUACUAUGCAAUCUUCUAUUCUGUGCUCAUCUUUGCCAUUGUUUUUGGGAAUAUGCUUGUUUGCUUGGCUGUGCUGCGGGAGAAAAGUCUGCAGACCACAACUAACUACCUGGUAGUGAGCCUAGCCAUAGCUGAUCUACUGGUAGCAUCUCUUGUCAUGCCAUGGGUGGUCUACCUUGAGGUGUCUGGUGGAGUCUGGAUGUUCAGUCGAGUAUAUUGUGACUUGUUUGUAACACUCGACGUGAUGAUGUGCACAGCCAGCAUUCUGAACCUCUGUGCGAUCAGCAUUGACAGAUAUACUGCCGUAGUGAUGCCUGUGCUCUACAACAGUACCCAGAGCUCUCGCAGGAGGGUUUCUUUGAUGAUCACUUUUGUCUGGAUAUUGGCAUUCGCAGUGUCCUCUCCUCUUCUGUUUGGCUUAAAUACUACAGAGGACCCCAGGAUCUGUUCCAUUUCCAACCCACAGUUUGUCAUCUACUCCUCAGUUGUCUCUUUCUACCUCCCAUUUGUCAUCACCCUCCUGGUAUACCUUCGCAUCUAUGUGUUCCUGAGAAAAAGGAGGAAGAGAGUCUCCCUCCGAAAAAGUUGUGGAAGGAUCCAGCCAGCUUGUGUAACCACAGAAGUGGAGAAAGUAGAAGUGCUGGACCAGCGUUGCUCCAUUGCUACUUCUCUCAGGCUGAGGAAGCAGACCACUGGUCCUCCAGACAACACCUUUCUCACCCCUUUGGAGCUUCCCAACUGCUGUAUCAUCAGUCAAGCUUCCUUUGCCAAGUCUGAGGUUCAGGAUGAGGGUGCUGAGCCAGUGAAAGAGUCAGUGGGACAGCUGGCCAAGAGAGCAUCAGAAGUGCUAAACCUGCCUGAUGGGAAGACUCAGAUCAGUCUGCGGCCUAGCGUGAAGCGCAGAAGCUUGCACAUCCGUGAGAAGAAGGCCACACAGAUGCUGGCCAUUGUCCUUGGUGUCUUCCUGAUCUGCUGGCUGCCCUUCUUUGUGACUCACGUUCUCAACACACACUGCACACCCUGCUAUGUGCCACCUGGAGUGUAUAGCGCCACCACCUGGCUGGGUUAUGUGAACAGUGCACUAAAUCCAGUCAUCUACACAAUCUUCAACGUUGAGUUCAGAAGAGCUUUUGUCAAGAUCCUCAGCUGCUAGUAAAUACCUCCAAUUGUAAGCCUUAUUGAUUUUUAGGACUAUAACAGGCAGCAAGAUUUGAGGUUUUUGAAGAGAAUAGUUUACUCAACGAUACGCUUGAAUGAAAUCUUGGAACUAAGAUGCAAACCACAGAGUUUUUUUGUAGGAUGCUAGAUUAAAAUUCUGCUUGUUCUGCUCUGAGGUGUCUUGACUGGCAAUCAAAAUGCCCAAAAUAAUGCGAAAAAGUGUCCCCAGCUCAUGGCCAUAGUUUUUAAUGGAGACAAAAAACACUUGAAGAGAACGGGAUCUAAGAGUUGUCAAAAACCACCUGAAAUGACUUUUGAUAUCUCCAGCCAUUGGCACUGCUCUGAACAAAAUGAUACCAGCCACCAACUAUAAGGGCUUUUCC
Messenger RNA from Erpetoichthys calabaricus (reedfish), 1588 nucleotides. It is a transcript of the gene drd3, whose product is annotated as dopamine receptor D3. The record is from RefSeq and is a predicted model, not a curated record. Gene Ontology annotation, cellular component: membrane. The annotation marks the transcript as partial. Lineage: Eukaryota; Metazoa; Chordata; Cladistia; Polypteriformes; Polypteridae. Gene Ontology annotation, molecular function: G protein-coupled receptor activity; dopamine neurotransmitter receptor activity, coupled via Gi/Go. Gene Ontology annotation, biological process: adenylate cyclase-activating adrenergic receptor signaling pathway. The transcript has 6 exons.